Molecule: messenger RNA, 1059 nt
Organism: Penicillium nucicola
Lineage: Eukaryota; Fungi; Ascomycota; Eurotiomycetes; Eurotiales; Aspergillaceae
Exons: 1
Coding region: 1-1059 (352 amino acids)
Source: RefSeq, a predicted model, not a curated record
AUGGCCAUCAAACCACCCCAGAAUGAAACCAACCGCCUACUACUCGUCAGCGUGCCCCGCACAGCCUCAAACCUCCUCCUAAAAGUCCUCAACAUCGCCAACCAACCCAACGUCCUAAGCAGCCCCAAAGGCGGCUACUUCUUCCUCGACGCCUUCCUAGCCACCGGACAAAAAGGCCGACUAGACAAGGCCCUUGCGCAAUGGACCGAAACCGACAAACACGAAGUCCAAAAUGCCUUCCAAGCCAGCAUCGACACCCUAGAAGCCUACUCCGCUCGCGCUUGCGCCGAGAACAAAAUCCUGUUCGCCAAAGAACACGCCUUCUGGAUCACCAACCCCGGCGUCUUCACCAGCAUGCGCCACGGAGGCGACGAAGAAGAGGAUAAAAAGUCCUUCCACAUCACCUUGCCGGAGAGCUAUGGCGCGCCGACCUUCUCGGCGCACAAUGAUACCAUUCUUCCGGAUCAGUAUCUGCGCACAUGGAAGAUGGCGUUCAUCAUCCGCCACCCGGCCCUGGCGUGGCCUUCUCUGUACCGCGCUAUGCAGAAUCUCUCGACGGUGGGCAUCAUCGAUGAAGACGGGGUUGAAGGCGUCAGUGCGUCGAACAUGAGUAUGACGUGGACGCGUCGGCUCUUCGAUUGGGCGAUGGAGCAGCCGGAUGCGCCUACUCAGCCCUUGGUCAUCGACGCUAAUGAUGUUAUUCACAAUCCGGCUGCUGUUUUGCGGUUCUGUGAGCUUGCUGGGCUUGAUCCUGCCUGUGUACAGUUUGAGUGGGGGGCUGGUGGAAAGAAGUUGGAGAAUGUGGCUGUGGGUGGUGAUGGUGCGAUGGAUGCGGAUACGCUGAAGAGGGAGGAGACGGCUGCUGCUGUUAUGUUGGCUACGCUUGAGAAGUCUUCUGGUGUUAUUAAGGACAAGCAACCUUCCGAUGUUGACGUUGAGGUUGAGGUUGCGAAGUGGAAGGUAGAGUUUGGGGAUAAGGUUGCUGCUAUGCUGGAGAAGGCUACGAGGGAUUCUAUGGAUGAUUAUGAGUAUUUGAAGGCUCGGAGGGUUAUGGUCUAG